AUGUUGCUGAAAAGGCAGAAGAACUGUUGCAGAAAUGCCCUACCGGAACCGGCGCCUGUGGAAGUAUUGGUUGAGAUCACGAUACAAGACAUUUCGGAUAUCUCAGCAAUUACCGGAACAUUCGUCAUCGACUUCUGGAUAAGUGCGAUUUGGAUGGAUAGCAGAUUGUCGUUUGACCAUCUGGACCCAUGCAGAAAGAACCUGUCUUUAGACCACGAUAUGGAGCCUCGGCUAUGGUCUCCUAAUGUCUGCGUCGUCAACUCGAAGCUGACAAAGGUGAGGAAGCAUUACAUCGCUGCUGACUAG
Messenger RNA from Cooperia oncophora, 306 nucleotides. NCBI's taxonomy places the organism in Eukaryota, Metazoa, Nematoda, Chromadorea, Rhabditida, Trichostrongylidae. The record is from the annotation of a GenBank genome assembly.